Messenger RNA from Octopus bimaculoides (California two-spot octopus), 1699 nucleotides. RefSeq names its product protein Wnt-10a. The record is from RefSeq and is a predicted model, not a curated record. Gene Ontology annotation, biological process: cell fate commitment; neuron differentiation; multicellular organism development. Gene Ontology annotation, molecular function: frizzled binding; cytokine activity. Lineage: Eukaryota; Metazoa; Mollusca; Cephalopoda; Octopoda; Octopodidae. Gene Ontology annotation, cellular component: extracellular region.
CCUCUCUCUUACGUUUUAUCUUCGUCUUCUUCACGAUUCCCUUUCUAACACACACACACACACAUACCAAUAAAUAUACAGGCAACUGCAGCCAGCACACACAUACACACACACAUACAAACAGAGUAAAACACUCUCUUUCCCAGCAUGGAAGAUGAAUCUGUUCGCCUUAUACCUGUUGCCUCUCGUGCCGAUCUUCGGGCAUUUAAGUAACGAUAUUCUCCGCCUUCACUUGGCCACAGAUCCACCAAAUCUCGAUACGAACACUGUCUGUAUGAACUACCCGUAUCUAUCAACAGCCCAACUAGAACUCUGUAAGUUAUACCCCGAUGUCACAGCUUCGGCCAUACAAGGCAUCCAAGUCGCCGUGCAUGAAUGCCAAUAUCAGUUGAAAACAUAUCGAUGGAAUUGUUCCACUUUGGAGACUAAAAAUAAAAAUCCAGAAUUUAGUCCUGUCUUUAAACGAGGUUACAGAGAGACAGCCUUCGCCCAUGCAAUUAGUGCUGCCGGUGUAACACAUCAAGUCUCCACAGCCUGCAGCCUGGGCAAGCUUCGGUCAUGCGGUUGUGACAUGACGUCACACGGUCCAGCUAUCAGCUGGGAAUGGGGUGGAUGUAGUCACAACAUCGAAUUUGGUGACCACUUCGCCCGGAAGUUCCUCGAUGCUAAAGACACAGCGAAAGAUAUCCAAGCACAGAUCAACCUCCACAACCACAGAGCUGGACGACUGGCUGUAAUCAACAACGUUGGAAGAACGUGUAAAUGUCAUGGAAUGUCUGGAAGUUGUGAAAUGAAGACAUGCUGGAAAUCGACAGCUGACUUUCGCGAAGUCGGAACAGUUCUAAAGGAGAAAUUCAAAGCAGCGAGAAAGGUCAUCCUUCACAACACAGUCGCGAAUUCGCUAGUAACACGUGACCGCCACCGACGACGACGACGACGACGUCCGAAGAAACCCGUUUCCACGACUACAGCCAUGUUGCAAAAACACAGCCGAAUGGAAACGUUGAAAAUAGAUCUUAAGACGAAACACAACAGACAAGCCCAAAAGGGCAGAAAGAAAAGAAAGAGGAAGCGCCUUCGGGGCCGAUAUCCACGCAAAACUGAUCUGGUUUACUAUGAAAAGUCCCCUAGUUUUUGUGACCCAGAUCCUGAAAUCGAUUCACUUGGUACCACAGGCCGUUUUUGUAAUCGAACUGGUUCCGAUGUGGACAACUGUGAUACUUUGUGUUGCGGUCGUGGAUACAAUACUCUCAGGGUUCGACGCACCGAAAGAUGCAACUGUAAAUUCUAUUGGUGCUGUUAUGUCUUAUGUGACGAGUGUGUUUUCGAUGAAUGGGUGACUGUCUGUAAAUGAUCGCCGCCUUAAAACAAGAGUCAGCGAAACAUUAAUACGACUAGAGUUGAAGUAUCUUGCUCAGGGACACAACUGCAUGAUAUCACAAGCAGCAAGAACAGCCACAGGAGCAACAGCAACUACAACGACAACAACGACGACGAUGACGACAGCAACAGCAACAUCAGACAUACGAAACUGCCACCCAGCGGUCAUAAAUCGAAAUUUUCAUUGGACCAUUGCAUCUUUCACUCCCUGUAAAUACAAUAACAUUGACAAGAAGCUAAAACUGCACUAGCUACAACGGUAGAUUAUGAUGAUAAUAAUAAUAAUAAUAAUAAUAAUAAUAAUAAUAAUAAUAAUAAU